Culex pipiens pallens (northern house mosquito) is the source of this 1364-nucleotide messenger RNA. RefSeq names its product zinc finger protein 771-like. The transcript has 2 exons. NCBI's taxonomy places the organism in Eukaryota, Metazoa, Arthropoda, Insecta, Diptera, Culicidae. Gene Ontology annotation, cellular component: nucleus. The record is from RefSeq and is a predicted model, not a curated record. Bases 69 to 1364 code for a protein of 431 amino acids. Gene Ontology annotation, molecular function: RNA polymerase II cis-regulatory region sequence-specific DNA binding; zinc ion binding; DNA-binding transcription factor activity, RNA polymerase II-specific. Gene Ontology annotation, biological process: regulation of DNA-templated transcription.
CCCGAAUUUUUAAGGUUUUUCCGGGAAUUUUGUUAGCAAGUUCAUUUAAGUUAUUUUUCCCACAAACCAUGAGCCACCCGCCAGAAAGCUUCGACGCGAUGCAGAAGCGCAUCGCGUUCGUGCAGCAACACUUUGGCCUGCAGCUGUGCCGAUUUUGCGGCACCGAAACCCGCGGGCUGUUGCGGAUCUUCACCGAGGAUCGCCAGACAUUCAACGCCGAACGCAACAUUGACCAGCUGCUGGAGAAGCAGUUUGUGGAGUUUGUUCCAGAGAAUGAGGCCGGUUUGCCAAAUUGUAUCUGUGAAAAGUGCGUGGACAGUUUGGUUCGGUGGAACCGGUUCCAAGAGACGUUUAGCGCGACGACCAAGCUGCUGUUCAAGGUGCGGGAUCAGCUGGUCGUCGAUGUUGGAGCGAUCAAGGUCGAUCCGGCGCUCGCCAGCGAGGAAGAUGAGGACGACGUAAGUUAUGAGGGAUUUGAGGAGGAAUCGCAGGAGAAGGUGUAUCCUGAAGACCAUGAUGUUUACGAGAUUGAGUACGUGCACAAUUUGCCGGACAACGUGACGGUUGAGGACGUGACGAUCAUUGAGACGAUCGACGAGGAGUUUGAACUGCCGUUGAGGGAGGAGAUCUUGAUCGAGACUAAAGAAGAGUCGAAUGAAUCGGAACAGUUUAUCGGAUUUGACGAAAAGGAGGAAGUGAAGCAUGUUGUCGAGCCGCAGACGAUAAGUCGAAAGAGGAAGAGACCUGAAGAACCUGCCCCAAAGUCAGCAACUCCUCAACAAUGUCCAAUUUGUGGCGUUCUGGUCAAAGUCAAGAUGAAGCAUCACCUGCUGCGCCACUCGGACCCCGAGGGACGUCCCUUCAAGUGCACCCAGUGUGACAAAUCGUACUCGAUCAAGAAGACACUCGCCGAUCACAUCCGACAGGUCCACCAGAACAUCCGCUACGCUUGCGAGGUGUGCCAAAAGCAGUUCGUCAGCCGGGACGUGCUGCGCGUCCAUAAGAAGCUACACUCCAACGAGCAGCACCGCUGCCAGCACUGCGGUCAGACGUUCCUGCAGCGAGUCUACUUGCUCAAACAUAUGGCCGUGCAUGAACAGAAGCGGUUCACCUGCGAAGACUGCGGCAAGACGUUCCGCUUUAAGGAACUCAUGAAACAGCACGCCCGAAUUCACACCGGAGAAAAGCCUUUCCCCUGCGGAUCGUGUGAUAAAAGCUUCCGAACGUCGACCCACCUGAAGCAACACAUGCGAUCCCACACGCAAGCCAAAGUAUUCAAGUGCAAGCUCUGUCCAGUGGCGUACGCCAACAAAAAGUCGCUGGAUCGGCACGUGGCUCGCGGGCAGCAUCAGGCUGAAGGUUAA